Messenger RNA from Trypanosoma theileri, 993 nucleotides. RefSeq lists its product as uncharacterized. Lineage: Eukaryota; Euglenozoa; Kinetoplastea; Trypanosomatida; Trypanosomatidae. The record is from RefSeq and is a predicted model, not a curated record. The coding region runs from base 1 to 993 and encodes 330 amino acids. The transcript has a single exon.
AUGCGGGAAAGCCGUGCAGAUUCUCCGAAAGAGCGAUCUAACCUGCGUCAGGAGAAUAAGAAGCUGCACACAAUGCUGGAGGAACUUGCACACUCGGGUAAGGAGCUGAGUCAUGUGGGUCUCCUGAACGAGGAGCUGCGAGCGGAGCAGGACAGAAUGCUUCCAGAGGAGCUGCUGGUGUUGUUGUCGUCAUGUGAAGAGAGUGAGAGUCAUAAUGAGACUCAUGCUGAGGAGCUGAGUGACGUGCCGCGCACACGCUUUGUUGCGGUGGAGGAAAUGACCGGAUAUGUGCCUCUGUCAAUAACAGGUGAUAACCAGCAAAUUAACAAUUUGUUGUUGUCACAGUAUGAUUUGAAGGAUCUUUGCAGUAGUCAGAGAGAAAUGAAGGAGCAGUUGAAGGAGCUUGUGACUGCACAUAAGCAACUGACGGAUGUAAUCUUGGGGUUUGGUAGGGCUCAGAAGGAUAUGCGGAGUGAAUUUGACAUUGUCCUGCACUCGCAAGCAGAGUCCUUAAGGGUGUGGCCCUCGAAGGGAGCUCACGAUGUUGUGCCUUCCGAAUCCGUCGGGGAACCUGUUUUGCCUGCUAAUGUUUUAAGAUACGAUGCGGUAGAAACGAUGAAUGAAGGGUCGGUUAUGAGAACUGGUCGGAGUCAUGAUGCUGUUGUGUUUGACGUUUCUGGUUCUUUUGAGGGACGCAUUCUUGGAGACAGGGAUACUGCAGUUGUUUGUCCCUCUGUUUCUGCUGGUCGUGAUGACGGUGCGUCAAUGUACUCACAUUCUUCUGAUUCUAUGAAUUGUGGAACUUGCGUUCGCAUGGCUGAAUGUGUGAAGAAACUGCAGGAAAAGGUGGCAUCACAGUCUGAUAUAAUAAAGGGCUAUGUUGAGUGCCAGGAUUCUCUGGUUCAGUCGUUUAGUGACCGUGUGAGAAUAUUGGAAUGUGAUGUUGACAGUAUGCGCGAGGAGCUUCGUAGAAGAGGUGUUGACGAAGAAUAA